CUGUGUGUGCCUCAACAAGAACCGAAUUCGGUUUUCGGCGUUUUUAAGUUACCGGUGGCCGCGUUUUUGUUUGAGUUUCCUCGGUUCCGUGGUUUUCUUUUGGGAGUCGUUGGAUUGCUGCGCGACGUUCCGAGUUCUGAUUUCUAGUGGGGUCUGUUGGCUGCGACGCGUUUCCGUUAGGUUGCUUCGAUUGAGUUCGACUUCUCUCGUUUUUGGGGGUUUUCCAGUCCGGAAACCACCGCGGAACUCGCAAGCCCAGGGGAUUCCUCCCACGAAGACGCACACGACACGGUGACACAUUCGAGGUUUUCCGCAGUAAAAAGUGGCAAAUUUUGUGCGCCAGCAAUUUCUCGGGAAAAAGUGCAACGUGUGAAGAUUUUCAGUGUGUGUUUCGAUUUUCUUUUGGCGAGAAAAAGUGCGAUUACUCACAGAGAUUGAACCGCGCCGUCAGAGUGAGAGAGAAAGAGAGAGAGCGUGUGUGAAGAGUGCGGAGAGGGGUGUGUGAGACGACUGCCGCCGGACCAGCGGAACGGAAUUUCGAGAGAGAUCUCGUGUGUGUGGAAGUGAAGGAAGCAGCAGCAGCAGUGUUGGAGGAUUCCGAGGCCGCCGCCACCGGAACAAGCAGGAAGCUGAUAUCGUACUGUAAAGUGUGAUUCCUCAACUGGAUUUAACAUUUUGCCUCCGUCGAGUUAACAAAAACCUUCCAAAAUGCCUAAAUCGAUGAACGUGCGCGUCACGACGAUGGACGCGGAGCUGGAGUUUGCGAUACAGCAGAGCACUACCGGCAAGCAGCUGUUCGAUCAGGUCGUCAAAACCAUCGGCCUGCGGGAGGUGUGGUUCUUCGGCCUCCAGUACACAGACUCCAAGGGUGACCUCACGUGGAUCAAGUUGUACAAAAAGACAGGAUCGAUGCCGUUUUCACGAUGGGUCAUGAGCCAGGACGUCCAGAAGGGCGACCCGCUGCAGUUCAAGUUCCGUGCCAAAUUCUACCCGGAGGACGUCGCCGAGGAGCUGAUCCAGGACAUCACGCUGCGGCUGUUCUACCUGCAGGUCAAGAACGCGAUCCUCUCGGACGAGAUCUACUGCCCGCCGGAGACGUCGGUGCUGCUCGCGUCGUACGCCGUCCAGGCCCGCCACGGCGACUACAACAAGACGACACACACGCCCGGCUUCCUCGUCAACGACCGGCUGCUGCCGCAGCGCGUCAUCGACCAGCAUAAGAUGAGCAAGGACGAGUGGGAGAACUCGAUCACGACCUGGUGGCAGGAGCACCGCGGCAUGCUGCGCGAGGACGCCAUGAUGGAGUACCUCAAGAUCGCCCAGGACCUGGAGAUGUACGGCGUCAACUACUUCGAGAUCCGCAACAAGAAGGGCACCGAGCUGUGGCUCGGCGUGGACGCGCUCGGCCUCAACAUCUACGAGAAGGACGACCGGCUGACGCCGAAGAUCGGCUUCCCGUGGUCCGAGAUCCGGAACAUCUCGUUCAACGAUCGGAAGUUUAUCAUCAAGCCGAUCGACAAGAAGGCGCCCGACUUUGUCUUCUUCGCUCCUCGCGUCCGCAUCAACAAGCGCAUCCUGGCGCUGUGCAUGGGCAACCACGAGCUGUACAUGCGCCGCCGCAAGCCGGACACGAUCGACGUGCAGCAGAUGAAGGCGCAGGCCCGCGAGGAGAAGAACGCCAAGCAGCAGGAGCGCGAGAAGCUGCAGCUGGCGCUGGCCGCCCGCGAACGGGCCGAGAAGAAGCAGCAGGAGUACGAGGACCGCAUCCGGAACAUGCAGGAGGAGAUGGAGCGCUCGCAGGCGAACCUGAUCGAAGCCCAGGACAUGAUCCGCCGGCUGGAAGAGCAGCUGAAGCAGCUGCAGGCCGCCAAGGACGAUCUGGAGCAGCGCCAGAACGAGCUGCAGGUCAUGAUCACGCGGCUGGAGGAAACCAAGAACAUGGAAGCCGCCGAACGGGCCAAGCUCGAGGAUGAGAUCCGCAUGAAGCAGGAGGAGGUGCACAAGAUCCAGGAGGAGGUCUCGGUCAAGGACUCGGAAACCAAGCGCCUGCAGGAGGAGGUCGAAGAGGCCAGACGGAAACAGGUAAAGCGUAAAACGGAAGCGGCCGCCGCCCUGCUGGCCGCGACCACCACGCCCAGCCACCACCACGUCGAGGAGGAGGAGGAGAUGGACAACGAGGAGGAGCUCGUGAACGGCGAGAACGGCAACCAGGACUUCUCGAAGGACUUUGACACCGACGAGCACAUAAAGGACCCCGUCGAGGAGAGACGCACGCUGGCGGAACGCAACGAGCGUUUGCACGACCAGCUCAAGGCCCUCAAGCAAGACCUCGCCCUGUCCCGGGACGACACGAUGGAGACGGCGAACGACAAGAUCCACCGGGAGAACGUGCGCCAGGGGCGGGACAAGUACAAGACGCUGCGCGAGAUCCGCAAAGGCAACACCAAGCGCCGCGUGGACCAGUUCGAGAACAUGUAAAUUCGAGAACACACAGCGGAGCACAUGCAUAAUAGGUGGGGACAGUUUUGGUAUAGCGUAGGCGUAGCGGUAGUAGUGUUGGUGUUUCGUGUCGUCGUAGUUGUCGAACUCUUGCACACCAAACACACACGUACACAUAAAGGCGCGCUCUUUGACGACGAAUGUUCGGUGUGGUGGUGGUAAACAACGACACAACAACAACAACAACAGCAACAACACCAGAUAGUAUAUAGUUUUGUAAUAAUAUUCGUUUAGGAAUCAUGGAAAUGAUGAUGAGAGGGAGAAAGAGAGAGCAAUGGCGCAGCGGUUGCUUGUUUAGAACACAAAGUGAAUUGAAACUGAGAGAAAAAUGCAACUACAAAUACAUUUUUAUUAACUGCUAUUAAUCUAUUGUUAUCAGGAAUAUGUUUUUCUACAUUUACUCUCGAGUAGAGCUUGUCAAAAUCUGGGCUUCUAUCUAUCCAGAGAAAAAUCGUUUUGUUCGAAACUCCAAGUUAAAGGUCUUUCUUCAUCAAAAGUAUUACACACAAACACAAUAAUAGCAGCCAAGUUGCAUGUUUUGUUGCCGAACCAACUAAUCUUCCAUUCCCUGCUGCUGCAUUAAUAAAUUCUGUAGACAAGCGAAGUUAAAAGUAUGGGUUAAAAAGUUUGUUGUUAUUUAUCAACAGUUUGUCGCAGUUUUCUUCUAAAUAACACACACACACACACAUUUACUGGUAGGUUCGUAUUCACUAAUUAAUAAUUUGAGACAAGGGUUGAGACAACACUUAAUGAUGAUGGCGAUUAAGAUAUAAAAUCAAGGAUAUACUAUAAUAAAGGUGUAGAAAAACGGAGCAAGAGCAGCAGCAGCAGCAGAAAAAAAAAGAAACUAAUUGUUAUUAAGUUUAAUCAACACUACUUGUAGGGUUUGCGACUAAGUUAAACAAAAACUGCAAGGAUAAAUUGAGGAAUAACGCAAGUAAGCAAAAAAGAUACGCGGAAAAGAACAUAUUAUGAUGAUAAUUUUAGCGCAUAGGAAAUUCAAUUAAUAAUUAUUACUCCUUUUAAUUGCGUGCGAGAGAAGCGACAAGCUGAACAAUAUUUUUUCGCUGGUUUAAAAAAAGAAAAAGGUACCAUUUGAUUCUAAAUAAAUUUAGACACGAAAACAGAUCCUUCCAGUAACAAGUUAAACACAUACCCUCACACACACACAGACAGACAGUAAAUGGCAACGGAAAUUCUACACACGAGCAAAAAUGUUAAAAUCGUAUCAAUAAUGAUGGUUUUGUACAAUCAAAAGCGGCGGGGGUUUGAAAUGAAAGAAGCAGAAAAUCGAACGAUGAUUCCCACGCGAGAAUUAAGGAAAAACAAUCACGAAUAUUUCUAUCUGCCAUUUUUACGUUUUAUUAUUUUUUGUUUAAAUUAUUUUUAAUUAAUUUGAUUAAUUGAAAUACACAAACACUGGAAAGAAACAGCAACACAGAAACACAAUCGUUGACACUUGUGGGAGAUAGAUUACACUGAAAAUAAUACACACACACCUACACGAUUAGGUAACGCGUGUUUGCGAGAAAGAAAAAAAAACAUUAAGCAUUGGGAGUAAAAUAUAACAUUUAUAAAUAAACAACAAGAUGGGCGAAGAGAGUUGGAGAAAAAAAAGGGUAGACGGGCUGGAUUUUUCUACAAAGAUUUCCAAUCUUUUCCCCCCUGAGUAAACACACCGGAACACACACAAACACGAUUGAUUUGCUUCGUUCUGUCCCUAGAGCCAGUAUUUUUUUUGUUUGUUUUACACUAUUUUUCCCAUGCUUGUUUUAAAUGGAACUCUCUCGUGACCUUGGUUCUCCCCCCACCCACCUUUUUUUUAAUUGUAUUUUCGUUUGGAGGUGUAAAAUCUUUGAUUAAAAUUCAAGCCAUGUAAUGUAACUGAA
Molecule: messenger RNA, 4388 nt
Organism: Culex pipiens pallens (northern house mosquito)
Lineage: Eukaryota; Metazoa; Arthropoda; Insecta; Diptera; Culicidae
Gene: Moe
Product: moesin/ezrin/radixin homolog 1
Exons: 9
Coding region: 709-2478 (589 amino acids)
Biological process (GO): regulation of organelle assembly; positive regulation of protein localization to early endosome; positive regulation of early endosome to late endosome transport
Cellular component (GO): cytoskeleton; microvillus; apical part of cell
Molecular function (GO): actin binding; cell adhesion molecule binding
Source: RefSeq, a predicted model, not a curated record